Messenger RNA from Pelobates cultripes (western spadefoot toad), 5341 nucleotides. NCBI's taxonomy places the organism in Eukaryota, Metazoa, Chordata, Amphibia, Anura, Pelobatidae. The record is from the annotation of a GenBank genome assembly.
AUGGAAGGAAUUUCAGGAUCAUCAUGCAUCUUAUCUCAGUCUCAUCAGACGAGUGGUGUAAGAACCAUUGCAAAGUUAUUGGAGAAUGGAGGCGUUUGCGGAAUUCCUACUGACACAGUCUAUGCUCUUGCGGCUUCAUGCAAACACCCAGACGCCAUCAAAAGAAUUUACACCAUUAAGGUGAGAAGACAAUUGCUUAGUACUCGUGUGUUGGUGAACUAAUGAGAUAGGAAAUUCAACCAUGAAAAGUAUAGGCACUUUUAAGGCUGAUCUUAGUGUUCAAAGACAUUCAAGAACUGGUGUUAUUUAAUUUAAUUGUAUUUGUUAUUAUUAUUAGCAGAGGGGGCAAGGGAGAGAUGAAUCUCCUAAUAUCUUGUGCUAUAACUAAGUCAUGGAGCAAGCACAAGAGAACUAAAUUUUUUGGUGUCACGUUGUGGGUUUUUGAAAAUCUGUGUCUUUAGAUGUCUGAGAUGGAAUGUUGGUCCUGGGUAAAAGCUUGUUGAUCAAAAUCUAAUUGCCAUUUUUAAAUUAAGAUGGAUUUUUCCACUCUGUGGCACAAUUACAAAUCACUUAGUUUUUGGGAUGGGUCAGGGAGGAGUUGCCAGUUUUGGAACAAGAUCAGAAAUAGAUGUUGAAACUAUAAUGGCUUAGUCAUGGUUUUUUGUUGUGGUUGUUUUUCUUCUUUCACUUUUCAUCUCCUUAUGCUUCCUAAUGAUUAUACUCUCCUCGUUGCCUCUUACUGAUAUUUAUAAUUUAUUUGACUUGAGUACUUUUUUCACUCUAUAUAACUUUGUAACUAUCAAGGUUAUUCAUUGAAGUGAGAAUUCAAAGCCAAUUCAAAGUGAAUUUAAAUUCUCUGUCAGCUAAGUUAAUGAAUUUGAAUGAUAACUUGAUUAAAUAUGCCUCUUGUGUGUUCAGUAGUGUGUUAACGGGGGGUGGAAGGUGGGCUGUGAAUCCGUCCUCGCCAGGUGACAGACACCUGCAUACCGGAGGUAGAGCAAAACAGCAAGUGCCUGAUUUGCCUGAGUUACCCCAUAACAGACUGCUAAGCAGGCAUCAAGGGAGCUGAUGGAAUCAGUCUGUGUUUGGGCUGCACAGCUGCUAAUUUUGGCUACUAAACACAGAUCCAGAAUAUAACAAUACCCCAGCUCUGGCAUGCACAGAUGUGCAGACAUACAGAACAGAGCUGCAAGCAGCUGUGCCAUCAUUGAAUACACUGAUCCCAGCACAAACCACUAGAUACCAGGGAUGAAAGUCAAAAUAAAAAACUAAAUGUGCGAGUGUGUAUGAAUGUGAGUAUGUGUGUGCGUGUAUAUAAACGUGAAUGUUUGUGUUUGUAAUUUCCCUAACAAAAUAGCUUAAGGAAAAUUGUAGAGAGACUAAAUAGAUAAAUAAAUAAAAAUCUACAGUUUGGGUGCGGGGACAGAGGGGAUUGGGGUAGGGGGUUGGGGAAUUCCAGAAUACAUUUCGAAUCAGUUUGCCAGAUAUCCUAGGUACGUCUCUCUAUGUGUCCUACAUUUAUAAUGGCAUUAAAACAGUGAUUUGCUCUAAUUAGUUGCAUAUUUGCAGGGUUAUUCACUAAACAUAUAAUGUUAUCAAAUUAAAUCUGAAUGGCAAAACUGAGGCUAAUAUAGCCAAGCUGUGACUAUAGCCAUUUGAGGAUUUCUCCAAAUCAGCUGUUUUAGCCUCAGAUCUGCCAUUCAGAUUGAAUGUGAUGCAUGUUUUAAUUUAAUUACUAAGUCAGUUGACAUUGACAUUUCAAUCAUCCCUUUACAGGAACGGCCUACUGAAAAGCCAGUCUGCAUCUGUAUCUCUAACCUCGAUCAGCUGAGAGUGAUUAAUCCUCCAUUCAGCCCCCUUCUCUGGAGGUUCAUGGACCUAGUUUACCCUGGGGGAAUCAGCUGCAUUGUCCAGAAAGGGGAGUGGCUAAAAAAAUUGGGUAAGCAAAGCUUCACCAUACGGCCUUAGGCAUGGAGACAGACAACCUCACGCUUCUUAUCCAUACACACGGUCACACCCGCAUAUUUUAAACCAAACUUUCAUGGCAUGUUCCACUGCUUUCAAAUCCUGCAUCCCAUUUGUUAGGUAUCAUUUGUUUGUUUAGUAUACUUGAUUCUAUUUGAAGUCCUGUAAUAAACGUUUAACUCGCAAGUUGGAAUGAACUUGGAAUUAAUAAUAACAUUAAUAACUAAAAAUAAUAACUUAAAAACCGAGUGUAAAGUCAGAGUCCACACUCCUUGCUUUCGGCAAUUCAAUAAUAUUUAUUAAUAAAGGCUAAUCAAACAAAUAAACAAUACAUAUACAUUUGAAAUAGGCUAGUAUAUGUUGCUACUAAAACUAAUCAUUGACUGAAUGGAAAGUAGGCUAAAUUAACAUAAUAAAACAGGCAUAGACACGUGAUACAGUUACCACUCCAUUGAUCAGCAGCUGAGAGUAAGAGAGAGAGAGAGUGUGUAUAGUGGGGAGAGGGGAGAGAGGAGAGAGAAGGUGAAGAGAGGUAAUUCAAAGAGAGAGAAAAUGUGUUAUUCACAGGGCUUUAAACAGGUUAGCCCCUCCUUCUGCUGGACACACCUCCCUUAGUCAAUCCCUUAGGAUGUAACAGAACCAGAGUGCCUCCUGGGGGAAGGGGUAUUGCAUUGGAAGGGAAUGGAGGAGGAGUUUAUCAACAACCCAACUGGUUUUGCCUGGUGAAAGGCCAUGUGCUUCACAGAGGACUCCAUUAUUGCCUAAGGGUAGAAUGGGCGCUUGAAUCCCUGUAUUAGAACACAAUAACACUUCAUUGGCAUACAGUUUGGCUGUUAAUCACAUCCCCCCACUUAUUACAAGUCCAUAGAUAUUAUAGUCAAAACUUUAUAGCUCCUUAUCAAUGUCUGAAGAUUUAACUUAGUUACAAUGUAUGUGUUAAAUUUCUAAUUUGUCUCCAGGGUUUCCAAAUUUCCAUUAAUCUGAGGGAAACCUUCUAGUUCUGCAUUCUUUCAGCCAUAAUGUACACAUGCAGUCCAAAAGUAUGUAAAAUGUAUAUGACUCCAGUCUGAAAUGAACCAACAAAUGCAUUUAUUUAUUUAUAAAAUAUUUUACCAGGAUGGAUACAUUGAGAUUUCUCUCUUUUCAAGUAUGUCCAGGGUCUUUGUCCACAAAAUAUUGCAUUGUUACAAUAGGAUACAAUAUUACAAAAAUACAAUAUACAAACUAUAUAUAUAUACAUACAAAUAUAUAAAUGUAAUACAUAAUAGGUAAUAAAUAUAGUCAACCAUGACAGGUGCAUUCUGUGCUGAGGUAUGUUGCCAAAGAUUUCUUAAAAGAUUUUAGAUUGAAUGAAGAUUUUACUGUGUCCCUGAGGUUAUUCCAGAAUUGCGGUGCUCUCUAGGAAAAGGAGGAUCGAGCCACUUUAUUUUUGUUUUGUGGUAUGCUAAAUAUCGUGCUAGUACUGGAUCGGAGGUUAUAGGAGGUGGGAACAGCUGGGGAGAGCAUUCUACUCACGUAGGGUGGGAGAUUCCCAAAUAUGUUCUUAUGCAUAAGGCUGGAGAGAUGAAGAGUGCGUCAGGAUUCCAGCGAGAGUCAGUUUAGCUCUUUUAACAUUUGUUUCUGUACAGGGCACCUAGUAUUGGGUAACGGUUUGAAGAGAUUUUUUCAAUAUGAAGGCCAAAAGAUACCUAAAUAUUUAAAAGAGCAGACUGCUGUCAGUGUGCUAUUUGAAAUUGUUCUGAUACACAAUUUAAUCGUGAAUUCUGUUUAAUUAAACAUUUCUUAUCUCCUGCAUUGUUAUUAGCUUACUAGGCCCUGCAGAAGAUACAAUUUUAACGUUCAAUUUACAGAGCAGAAUAUAAAAACGUCUAAAGUAAGUCAACAUCUGAUUGACAAUUAAACCAUUAUUUUCAUGCAGGCUGUGUCAGUCAAAGCCAGGGCAGGUGUUGCUGGGGUGGUAUGAACAGAAACAAGAGUGAUUAAACUCCUAAAUGGCAGAGAAUUGAGAACUGAGGGGCAUGAUCUAUAAACAAAAAUGUCUUUAUUAAGCUAUUUAAAGUUGUUUUGGUGACUAUAGUGUCCCUUUAAAUGCCCUUGUGAUUUAAUUCAGUUUGAACUGAUUGUGUCUGGAUGUGUAAUUAUUGCUUUUUCUAUCUCUUAGGUGUAGGUCCUGCAUAUGACCAAGUUGGGACACAUCAGUCUAUCAUGAUAAGGGUUCCUGACCACACUGUCACUUCUCACCUCACUGAUAUAACAGGCCCAAUGGCUAUUACCUCGGCCAAUCCAAGUGGAGAGUCUGACAGCACUCACCAUGACAUGGUUAUAUCGUACGUAACAUAAACGUUUAUUAUUUUUAGUGGGUCUUUAUGGUAUAAGAGAUGAUGCAAGGAAUGCUAGAACCUUUAGUAAUACCAUUUCCAUUUGUACAUUUUCUCUCUCAGACGUCUGAGUGACAAGCUCGAUGCAGUUCUUUGUGAUGGAACUUCCAAUGAAGUUGUAGGAUCUACUGUAGUAAAUUGCUUGAAGAUAGAUGAAGGUGAGUUGUAUUAACUAAGAAAUGCCUUGAUGUACUUAUAUAAUGUCUUAUAAUUCCCAAAAUACAGUAUGUCGGCCCUCAUUAUAUUCUCUCUUUGCUCCUUCUGUAAGAGGAGUGUGAUUUGGGUAUUGACCAUAUGAAAUAAAGAUGUAUCUGGUUUAAAGAAAUACUUGUUGGUCUUAACUCCAAAGUGCAUUCUUUAUUUACUUAAAGGGAUACUAUAGGCACAAAAACAACUUUAGCAUAAUGAAGCAGUUUUGAUAUAUAGAUCAUGCCUCUCCAGUCUCACUGCUCAAUUCUCUGCCAUUUAUUAGUUAAAUCACUUUGUUUAUUGUUUAUGCAGCCCUAGUCACACAUCCCCUGCAUGUGACUUACACACAGUUACAUAGCUGAAAAGAGACUUGCGUCCAUCAAGUUCAGCCUUCCUCACAUAUGUUUUUGCUGUUGAUCCAAAAGAAGGCGAAAAACCUAGUCUGAAGCGCUUCCAGUUUCGCAACAAACUAGGACAAAAUUCCUUCUUGACCCCAAAAUAGCAGUCAGAUGUCUCCUUGGAUCAAGCAGCUAUUACCCCACUAAUUAGAAAUUAUAUCCCUGUAUGUUAUGUUUUUGCAAGUACUUAUCCAAUUGCAGUUUACACAUCUGUAUAGACUCUGUAAACAUCUGUAAGUUUUUGCACAUGAAAUGUGUCCUUAGUAAUCCAUGUAUUGUUUUGUGGAAUAUAUUAAAAUUGUUCAAAUCUCCUUUUUAGGCAUUGUCACAAUACUGCGUGAAGGAUGUGUAUCAUCGACUAAGAUCAUGCAGCUGUUUGAAGUAGCGAAGACCAUGGAGGACAUGAUGUAG